This is a messenger RNA of Mesoplodon densirostris (Blainville's beaked whale), 1179 nucleotides long. RefSeq names its product LIM homeobox 6 (gene LHX6). NCBI's taxonomy places the organism in Eukaryota, Metazoa, Chordata, Mammalia, Artiodactyla, Ziphiidae. Gene Ontology annotation, biological process: regulation of transcription by RNA polymerase II; neuron differentiation; forebrain neuron development. Gene Ontology annotation, cellular component: nucleus. The record is from RefSeq and is a predicted model, not a curated record. Gene Ontology annotation, molecular function: RNA polymerase II transcription regulatory region sequence-specific DNA binding; DNA-binding transcription factor activity, RNA polymerase II-specific. The transcript is spliced from 10 exons. The coding region runs from base 1 to 1179 and encodes 392 amino acids.
AUGUACUGGAAGCAUGAGAACGCCGCCCCGGCGCUGCCCGAGGGCUGCCGGCUGCCGGCCGAGGGCGGCCCCGCCACCGACCAGGUGAUGGCCCAGCCAGGGUCCGGCUGCAAAGCGACCACCCGCUGCCUUGAAGGGACCGCGCCGCCCGCCAUGGCUCAGUCGGACGCUGAGGCCCUAGCAGGCCCUCUGGACAAGGACGAGGGUCGGUCCUCUCCCUGUACGCCCAGCACGCCAUCUGUCUGCUCACCGCCCUCUGCCGCCUCCUCCGUGCCGUCUGCCGGCAAGAACAUCUGCUCCAGCUGCGGCCUCGAGAUCCUGGACCGAUAUCUGCUCAAGGUCAACAACCUCAUCUGGCACGUGCGGUGCCUCGAGUGCUCCGUGUGUCGCACGUCGCUGAGGCAACAGAACAGCUGCUACAUCAAGAACAAGGAAAUCUUCUGCAAGAUGGACUACUUCAGCCGAUUUGGGACCAAGUGCGCAAGGUGCGGCAGACAGAUCUACGCCAGCGACUGGGUCCGGCGGGCACGUGGCAAUGCCUACCACCUGGCCUGCUUCGCUUGCUUCUCGUGCAAGCGCCAGCUGUCCACGGGCGAGGAGUUUGGCCUGGUCGAGGAGAAGGUGCUCUGCCGUAUCCACUACGACACCAUGAUUGAGAAUCUCAAGAGGGCCGCCGAGAACGGGAACGGCCUCACGCUGGAGGGGGCAGUGCCCUCGGAACAGGACAGUCAGCCCAAGCCGGCCAAGCGCGCGCGGACGUCCUUCACCGCCGAGCAGUUGCAGGUUAUGCAGGCGCAGUUCGCGCAGGACAACAACCCCGACGCGCAGACGCUGCAGAAGCUUGCGGACAUGACGGGCCUCAGCCGAAGGGUCAUCCAGGUGUGGUUUCAAAACUGCCGGGCGCGUCAUAAAAAGCACACACCACAGCAUCCCGUGCCGCCCUCCGGGGCGCCGCCGUCCCGCCUCCCCUCCGCCCUGUCCGACGACAUCCACUACUCCCCGUUCAGCAGCCCCGAGCGGGCUCGCAUGGUCACCCUGCACGGCUACAUUGAGAGUCAGGUACAGUGUGGGCAGGUGCACUGCCGGCUGCCUUACACCGCGCCCCCCGUCCACCUCAAAGCCGACAUGGAUGGGCCACUCUCCAACCGGGGUGAGAAGGUCAUCCUUUUUCAGUACUAA